UCUCUCCUACGCAGAGGAUUUGCUUACUGCUGCUCCUCUCUGCUUCUUUCGGAUCUGAGAAAUCGAUCCUUUGCAAAAAUGAUGGCGCGACAGAGGAAUCAUCACCGUCGGAAAACGUCGUACUCAACCCUCGUCUUCGCGGUGUUGAUUAUGUUCACUUUCGUGAUUUUGUUCCUUCUCGCGCUUGGAAUUCUCUCGCUGCCCAGCAACAAUGGCGGGUCAUCCAAGGCCAAUGAUCUCACUUCCAUUGUCCGUAAAAACCUUCAGAGAAGCGGCAAAGAUGCUUCGGAGAAUGAGCGUUGGGUUGAAAUUAUAUCUUGGGAACCCAGAGCUUCUAUUUACCACAAUUUCUUGACGAAGGAGGAAUGCAAGUAUCUAAUAGAGCUAGCUAAACCGCAUAUGGAGAAGUCAACUGUUGUCGAUCAGAAGACUGGAAAGAGCACAGAUAGCAGGGUGAGAACGAGCUCUGGGACUUUUCUUCCAAGAGGACGCGACAAAAUCAUCCGUCAAAUCGAGAAAAGGAUAUCAGAUUUUACCUUCAUACCAGUUGAGCAUGGGGAAGGUCUUCAAGUUCUGCACUAUGAAAUAGGGCAAAAGUACGAGCCUCACUAUGACUACUUUAUGGAUGAGUAUAACACUAGGAACGGAGGGCAGCGGAUUGCCACUGUUCUCAUGUACCUGUCAGAUGUAGAGGAGGGGGGUGAGACAGUGUUUCCCUCAGCCAAGGGAAACUAUAGCGCAGUGCCGUGGUGGAAUGAGCUGUCAGAGUGCGGGAAAGGAGGGCUGUCCGUGAAACCAAAGAUGGGAGAUGCAUUGCUUUUCUGGAGCAUGACACCUGACGCCACUCUAGACCCAUCUAGUCUUCACGGUGGAUGUGCUGUAAUCAAAGGGAACAAGUGGUCAUCCACAAAGUGGUUGCGUGUACACGAGUACAAGAUUUGAUCUAAUUAUUGAGGAGGAAGAAGCAAAGAGAGAGAAAGGAGGCGUAGGAAAAGGUCAGAAGAAUUGGAGCCCUCUGCUUGCCUCCUUUAGAUACUUAUGUUUAUCUUUAAAGAGUAGAUAUUUUGUAUCUCAAAGAAAAAGACAACCACUAUUUAAGUUGAUUAAUACCACUGCCAUUUGAUGGGAUUAUUGAUAAAAAAAAAAAAUGAUUGAAAUUGUGGUCAGCAGAGAGAAAGGUUCCUUUCUUCUCUCAUUAACCUCUCUUCUCUAAAUGAGAUUAUAUUUUUUCUUAAAAGUUA
Brassica napus (rape) is the source of this 1241-nucleotide messenger RNA. Its product is annotated as probable prolyl 4-hydroxylase 10. Lineage: Eukaryota; Viridiplantae; Streptophyta; Magnoliopsida; Brassicales; Brassicaceae. The transcript has 8 exons. The record is from RefSeq and is a predicted model, not a curated record. Gene Ontology annotation, molecular function: procollagen-proline 4-dioxygenase activity; L-ascorbic acid binding; iron ion binding. Gene Ontology annotation, biological process: peptidyl-proline hydroxylation to 4-hydroxy-L-proline. The coding region runs from base 79 to 942 and encodes 287 amino acids. Gene Ontology annotation, cellular component: endoplasmic reticulum.